AUGCUUCCAAGAAUCGUGAGAAGGAGCAUUCUAAACGUCUUGAAGUCCGAGUCGAGAUGUGUUCGACUUCUGUCAACUGAAUCCCCGCUUAUUCUUAAAGAUAAGAAUAGACCUCUUCGCAUAGAGAGAGAGUUACCAGACCCUACAAAAGAUAGGUUCAAAAGACGCGCGCAAUUGUUGGGAUUCGGUGUAGCAAUCGGUGUUUCGUUGCUUUGCAUCUUUAACUAUGAGAAAACACAGUCACCUAUCAUUUCUAGCACACUUUACCACCUAAGAAGAUCACCUGAGACAAGGCAAUUGCUGGGGGAUAACCUCGACUUCGAUGGAUUGAUCCCAUGGGUGUAUGGUGACCUGAAUCAAGUCGCAGGACGAGUUAACGUGACUUUCUACAUAAAGGGGAGCAAAAACCUUCAAGGAAUGGUGAAGUUAAUUGCGGACCGCGAAAAUGGGGCCAAGGAAUUUUUAAUUCAUGAGUGGAGUAUCACUGUCGGCGACCAGAAAAUUGACCUACUCGCGAGCAGCGGCACAAAUACACUGUAA
Messenger RNA from Lachancea mirantina, 540 nucleotides. The record is from the annotation of a GenBank genome assembly. NCBI's taxonomy places the organism in Eukaryota, Fungi, Ascomycota, Saccharomycetes, Saccharomycetales, Saccharomycetaceae.